Psilocybe cubensis is the source of this 1344-nucleotide messenger RNA. RefSeq lists its product as uncharacterized. Bases 1 to 1344 code for a protein of 447 amino acids. The record is from RefSeq and is a predicted model, not a curated record. The transcript has a single exon. NCBI's taxonomy places the organism in Eukaryota, Fungi, Basidiomycota, Agaricomycetes, Agaricales, Agrocybaceae.
AUGGCUCCUCUCCCCCUCAUUAACCCUCCCUUAGAAAACUCGAGCUUCAACCUAGACAUAUUCAGUAUCGCUGGUUUCUUUGGUGGAGAUGAAGUUCUCGAAUCAAUGUCGACGAUACAUCUGACCAAUGGCCGAAGGUGGAGGGGAUGGUACAAUUCUCCAGGCGCUUACACCGUUGCAAAAUCAAUCGGCCGCAUUGCAAACUCCCAGUUCUGGAGGGGUAUUUUUCCCGGAUCGUGGAAGGAUCCAGCUUCGAGUUUCGGCUUGGAUGGAAAGAAAGGGCCUCAAUAUGUAGCCGUUCUUUCUGGAACGAAGAUGACUUCGGGGUAUAUGGGCCAUUUGCUCGCACAGUAUGUGAAGCAACUCCCAGACGACGUCAAUCUGGUUGAAGAAUCACGAAAGACCAGAAGUACAGCAGUAACCAUCAUCGAUAUCAAGAAUGUCGAACAAUUAGACCACCUAUCGAGCCGAAGUUCAACAUUGCAUCUCCUACUAUCAUACUUCACCAUGAUUAGCAGCGUCGCGUGUGCUAUAUUCUCCCUUAUUCUGUUUAACGACCGGUUCUGUUUCUCUGCCAUUCUUUUGGGCACAAUAAUUGGAGGGUUGUCAACUUGGGUAGUCGGAACAGGCAAGCUGACUCUGCAGACCGUAUUCAAACCCGCUCCUGGAUCUCCUCCAGGUGACGGCGUCCUAAUUGGCGAAGAAUUUACUGUUCUGCGCGGCACAGAAGGUCACGUCAACGCAAUUACCAAAGGCAAAUUCAACCUAGAACUAAGAGGCGGGCCAAAUUAUCAUAUAGUCGGAAUAUGCUCCCUGCUCUACUUGCUCCAAUUCAUUGCACAACUUUUCCUCAUCCCGCAAGGUCAUCUCGCUGGGCAAAUCAUGUUUCUUUGCUCGUUUGCUAUCUCUUGGAUCUACAAUGGUGCAAUCGCUUCCAUCGACAAGGAGGCAAUGCAAACAAACUUGCUUCGUCAAUCCGUGACGAUGGACAUAAAAAAAUAUACUUUACCCAACCGGACGAGGGCGGUAGUCUUCACAUGCCUUUCCCUGCGACGCUCGUUGGAAGAAAUAGAGGAGAAUCCAGUUUACUCCGAUUUUAAUCCAGAGACCCUUCUUGUAACAAUGCUCCCAAACGAUACAAGAGUUUGGCGAAAAUGGAGACAAGUGGUCAAAGACAUUCUUCUUCGAAAACAACCACCGGAGUAUUUUGACGACGCCUUAGACGAAGCUGACGUAGCCGAUCUCCGAGAGGAUCAGCGUAACCUCUUACAAACACUUCUAAAAGACGCAAAGAUUGCACAUAAAAUGUACAACAAUCCUGACGGUAAGUGUACCUCCAAUUGA